CGCCGAUGGUGGCCGAGAGCCAGAGACCGCUCUCUGCUGCCGCCUGCUAAACGCGGCUCCACACACAUGGUAGUACGGUACGGUACUGAGGCAUGAAGCGGGAGAGCCGGUCGAUGCAUUUGACUUGGGUGAUGACAAGGCGAGGGCGUCAUCAUGCAUGCAUUAUCCGGGCUCUACAUCUACUACCCGUCGUCUCAACCGCCGUCCAUGUGGCCACUUCGCUGCCUCUCGUGGUCCCAUGUGGGAUCCUCCAUUUCUUUAUCGCGCCAUGCAUGCUUUUAUUCCGAUCAACCUUGGAUCAGUCGUCUGCUGUAGCUAGCAGGAGACUUGCGCGUAAUGGCCGAAUUAAUAAGAGAGUUGAAGUACGCUGGCAAAGCUAGUGGCCACAACUAAUGUAAAUAAUCUCAACUGUGCUACCGACGUGCAUAUGGUACGUACGCGCCACCGUACGUACCAGUUGUCAAAGGCUGCUUUGUGCCCUUUGACAUUGGCGCUACCGUUGCAUGCAUGUGAGCUUCAAUUCGACCCAUAGGCAACAGGAGAGAGGAAUAACGUACGUACGUACGCGCCGUGCAAUCAAUCAUGCCGGCCGGCCAGCCCCCUCUAGCUAGCUAUAUUCCCUGCCAACGACCAUCAUUCCGAUGAUCGUCGUCCCAGCAACAAGCUGCUCUUCUGCUGAUGUUAUUUAAGCCGUACUGCAUGCCAUGGUCCUCGCAACCCGUCCUCCAUUGAUGAUCAACAACAAUAAUCCUCAUAUCAUCUCCCUCUAGCUACUGCCUUGUCCUGAUACUAGCUAGCUAGCUAGCUAUCGCGCUGGACGACCGGCCUUGAGCUCUAUCUCUGGUGAUCUGGUCCGGCCAUCACAAAGCGAUCGAUCGAGAUAUGGCCGGCACCACGGUGGUGGCGCCGCAGCUAAAGCCCUCCUUGUUGGCCGCGCUCGUCCUUGCGCUGCUCCUCACGUCGGCAAUGGCGGCGAACUACUGGAACAGUGGGACGGCGACGUUCUACGGCGGCGCCGACGGCUCCGGUACCAUGGGUGGCGCGUGCGGCUACGACAACCUGUACAACGCAGGCUACGGAGUGCUGAACGCCGCGCUGAGCCAGGUGCUGUUCAACGACGGCGCCUCGUGCGGCCAGUGCUACAGCAUCAGGUGCGACGCCAGCAGGUCCGUGUGGUGCAAGCCCGGCACCAGCGUCACCGUCACGGCCACCAACCUGUGCCCACCCAACUACGCGCUCCCCAACGGCGGCUGGUGCGGCCCGCCGCGGCCCCACUUCGACAUGUCCCAGCCGGCGUGGGAGAACAUCGGCGUCUACCGCGGCGGCAUCAUCCCCGUCCUCUACCAGCGGGUGUCAUGCUCCAGGCAGGGAGGCGUGCGGUUCAGGAUCACUGGGUCCAAGUACUUCCAGCUGGUCCUCAUCACCAACGUCGCCGGCAGCGGCUCCGUCCAGUCCAUGUCGGUGAAGGGGACGAGCACCGGCUGGAUCGCCAUGACGCGCAACUGGGGUGCGCAGUGGCAGAGCAACUCGGCGUUGCUCACCCAGGCGCUCUCCUUCACCGUCACCUCCACCGCCGGCCAGACGCUGUACAUCAACAACGUCGUGCCGGCGUGGUGGGACCUCGGCAUGACAUUCGCCACCAACGCGCAGUUUGACUAUUAGCUCCAUCUCCAUCUCGGAACCGCAUAAUCGCAUCAAUCAUAUCGAUGACACCUCGGUGAAGCCGGUGGCGGCAUCAGAUCUGAUGCAUGGCAACACCCCGCAGUCGGAGGUAGACGAGGAGGCAGGACAGGGGUGCAGAUGCUCAGAAGGAGCAGCGGGGAACAGGGAGUUAAAGAAUCAAGAGGAAGAAGAUGCGGAGUCUGAGAAUGAGAAAUAUAGCUGUUGGAGAUGCUAAAAUCAAUAGCUAAAAACACCGUUCUACUUUGCUAAGAGUCAACUUUAUAA
Molecule: messenger RNA, 1947 nt
Organism: Zea mays
Lineage: Eukaryota; Viridiplantae; Streptophyta; Magnoliopsida; Poales; Poaceae
Exons: 4
Coding region: 883-1662 (259 amino acids)
Biological process (GO): plant-type cell wall organization
Cellular component (GO): extracellular region
Source: RefSeq, a predicted model, not a curated record